Molecule: messenger RNA, 795 nt
Organism: Suillus subalutaceus
Lineage: Eukaryota; Fungi; Basidiomycota; Agaricomycetes; Boletales; Suillaceae
Exons: 4
Coding region: 310-795 (161 amino acids)
Source: RefSeq, a predicted model, not a curated record
GCAAGUUUUACCCACAAUAAUAUUAAUAUUUUCAGGAUAUAAAAGCAUUGCAGCCCUGUCCACCUCAGUAGUUCAGAGUUCCCUUUGCAAAGCUUGUAUCACUUCGUAUAAAUCAUGCGUUCAUCCUUCCUCGUCGUCGUCACUGCUUUGGCAGCAUGUAUGUCUGUCACUGCAUGCAGUCCCAUAUUCGUGGACUGCAUAACGGCCAAAGAUUGCUGCAGUGGCCUUAGCUGUAAUUUGAAGUCGCGUACCAGCGGUACCAAAUACUGCAGUUAUUAGACUGCUUAUCGAUGGGAUGGCAGCCUGUCCAUGGGCAUAUCUGGACACGACGUGAGGAGUAAUUUCAAUGUCCAGAUUUGUGCCGCGUCGUUCAGAGCCAGAGUGUCCAUUGCCGACGUCUGCAUUACGUACAUAGCGGAUGUAGCAGAGUUUUUACCACUGCUAAUGAGCGCGUCAAAAGACAUUUUCAAUGCCCAUUCAAUAUCGUCUCUCGGAUUCACCACCACCAACAUCAUCAUUGGCGCAGUAGAUGUGAUUGUCGCCCCUUUUCAUCACUCGAUGCACUGGGUGAAUCAAUUGAUUCCCGGUUCAAUAGUAAGGCGAGAACCGUGGGUCCUCCGAGUGGAUGGCCAAUAUUACCUCACACGAAUUGAGCAGGUCAUGGACAGCAUGGUUGAUGCCCAAGCAGAUGCACUUUUAGAAAACAGGAGCCUCAGGAGGUGUAUCAUGGCAUACUUAAAUGCAUAUGUUGCUAAUAGUUUGUCGUCCCUCUGCUCGCCUUUGGAUGGGGGUUAG